AUGGCCGGUGCAGCCAGCGCGGCGCCGGACGCUGCGCGCGAUCCCCCGUCCCAUACGCUGAUGUAUGUAUCGUUUUACGAGAUCUACGAGCAUCUCGAGCGUGCGCGCCAGACGUGCGCGCCUGCGGAUCUCCAGCGCCUGCUCGAGGCGCGCCUCGCGCAGCUGCGCGACUGUGGCGCGGCGUGGGCGUCGCCGAGUGCAGCGUCGCGCGCCGCGCUCCAAAAAGACGCGGUGACGUGGCGUGGGCACACCGUCCAGCUGGACGACACGGUGCGCGGGCUGGGUCUCGCGCUCAGUGACCGCCUGCACCUCGACGAGAUCGAGGCCGCGGCGCUCCUGCGCACCUACCUCGCGAGCGAGCACCGCACACUCGACGCGCGCGACAGCGAGCCGGGCUCGGAGCGCUUCGAGGCCCUCGUGGAUGCCGUGUUUGUCUUUUUUCUCGAGGAGCAGCUCGCGCUCAUCCGCUGCGUCAGCGCGCUUCUGCGCAUCGCCGAGGACGCCCACAACGAGCUGUUCGACAUGGCGUCGGCGGUCCUGGACGCGCUCGCCGACGAUGCGCUCGCGCACCGCUGCCUCACAUGGUUCGAGCACGCGUCGACCCACUCGCUGGCCGCGCCGUUCGCGGCGGAUCCGCGCCUCGAGCGCCAGCUUGCGCUCCUAGAGGUCGCGUUCCUGCUCUACUACGGGCGCCUGCCGCCCACGAUGGCCUUUGCGGACGCGCUCCUCGGCACGAUCGAGCGCACGCACUUUGGCCAGCGCCAGGCGAGCGCCGGGUUCUUCGACGACAGCGCCCGCGGCCUGCUGCGCAGUGUGCGGGAGCUGCUCGUGUUUCUGGCGAUCGAGUGUCUUAACCUCGAGGCCGCGCUGGAGGCGCCGCCGGCCGGCGCCCUCGCCGACGACGCAGCGCUUGCGCCACUCGCCGCGGACCCGGCGCACCUCGACGCGGCGCUCCGCCGCCUCGAGGCGCACGCCGCGUCGGACGCGGCGUAUGCGCCCCUGCUCCUCGGUCUCGCGCUCGUGCUCCGCCGCCUCGACGAGUACGCGGCCGCCGGCGGCGCGGUCGACGACGCACUCGCACGCACCGUCGAUGUGCUCGACCUGGGCCCGCCCAUGUGGCAGCGCCUCGCGCAGGGCGCCUUUGAUCCCGGCAUGGAGCUGCUGCCGACGCUGCACGCGCUCGUAUCGUCGCCGCUCCUCGGCACGUCCGCGCAUGUGUUUGGCGCCGCGAACCUGAGCGCCCUGGCGUACCGCGCCGUGUUCAAAGGGCUCCUCCUCACCGUGUCGGAGCUCGUGCAGCCCGAGUACCUGCCGGACCUCGACGCGCUCGUCGACCUGUGGUACGGCACCUUCCGCGACGCGUCCGGCGACGUGGCCGAUGGCGCCGCGGCCCUGUGCCUCCAGUUCUGGACGCAGGACCUGCCGUACCCCACGCGCACGAGCGUCCUCGACACGGCGCGCCGCCGCUUCCCGGCGUCGCUGCGCCCGCUCGUGCGACUCGCGCGCGCGCUCAGCGGCACGGCGCCCGAGGUGCCGGCGCCCGACACGGCCGCCUCGGCGGCCGAUCUACUGAUGCACCUGCCGACGCUCGCCCUGGUGAUGCCGCCGCGCGCCGCCGCGCUGGCGCCGUGGCAGCCCGUGACGGAGCCCACGGCGCCCAGCGUCCAGUACGAGCUGCGCACGCCGCUGCCCGUGGCUGCGACGCGCCUCGUGAUCCCAGCCGGCACGCGCGGCACGCUCGUCUCGCCGCCGGACGAGGCGCCAGCCGUCGUGCUCUGGCAGCUCCCAGCGCCGGUGAGUGCGUGGCAUGUGCUGCACGAUACGCUGGCGUAUCGGGAGCGGCCGCCCGCCCGCACCGGCGCGCAUCCCCUCCUCGACGACGGCGCGCGCGCGCCGCCGACGGCGCUGUCCCCCGACUGGGACGACGCGCCGCUCGUGGCCACCGAGACGGCCGAGCUGUUCGCCGAUAUGCUGAGCGCCGACGAUGCGCUCGGCGAUGCGCUGCUCGAGCACCUCGGGGCGGACAUGGCGCUCGUGCCGAGUGCCCUGCGCCUCGUGCAGGAGGGCCUCGCAGCGCACCCCGUCCACGAGCGCCAGGUGUGUGCCGGCUACCACCUUCUGCAGGCGCUCCUGCCGCUGCGCCCGAACGACGUGUGGCAGCAUGUGCGCAGCACGAACGUGCUCGUCGGCAGCCCCGGCCCCGCGCCGCUCGUCGACGACGCGCACGACCUGCCGCCGUCGCCGCUCGUCGCGCACGGCGCGUGGCGCGGCGCACUGGCCCUGCUGAGCCUGCUCGCAGCGCUCCUCGCGCAGAUGCAGGCGGCGCAGUGUGUCGAUCCCCACAACCUCGUGCACAUCAAGGCGCGCGUGCUUGCGCGCGCCUGCACAUGGGCCGCCGACACGGUGUGGGUCGAGCCGAUGGCGCCGCCGGACGCGCAGGCGUCGCUCGUCCUCGCGUGCCUGCGCCUCUGGGACGCCGUCCUCCGCGACCCGUGCCUGGAGGAGGACAAGGCCGCCGCUCCGCUUGUCGCUGUCGUUGAGCGCGUGCUCGGCGACGCAGCGACGCCCCUCACACUCCGGCCCCUGCUCUCCGCGCUGGACGCCACGGAGCGCACCGACGCUGCGCUCGCGGCGCAGGCGCUCCGCACGGCCCGAACGCUCGUCACGCGCCCGGCCCGUGCGCAUCCGAUCCGCGCGUGCUUCCUAGGCACGGCGCCCGAGGCGCGCGGCUCGCUUGUGAGCGCGGUGCUCGCGCAUGUGGCGGCGGCCGUGCCGCCCGCCAUGGCCACGGCCGCCGCGCAGCUCGUGACGGAUGUGGUGCGCACGUCCGAGGCGUCUGCGUUCCGCUGGGCCGGGCACCUCGGCUCGACAGCGCACGUCGACCGGACGGUGCGUGGCCACCUGCAGCUGCUCUCGGCAGACCACACCGACGGCGAUCUCCGUGCGGCGGUGUGGCGCAUGCUCGCAGCGCUCCUGGCGUCGCAGCCUGCGCUCGCGACGCUGCUGCUCACCGGCGGCCAGGAGGCGGGCGGCCACACGAAGGCGGGCGACGCGCCGACGGCGCUGCAGCUGGCCGCGGCGACCGUGCGCGACGCGGACCUGUGGACACGUGCGCCGGACGUGCUCGAGGCGGUGCUCUUCUUCCUCUACGAGGCAUGGGGGCAUGCGCUCGCGCACCCCCGUGUCUUUGCGGCGCUGCGCAAAGACGCGGCGCUCUUCGACGCGCUGGGCGCGCUGCUGCGCCGCCCCACGCCGUUCCCCUUGGACGACGCGCCGGCCGACGAGACGACCGCGUACGCGCACCGCGCCGUGUGCCAGGCGCGUGUGCUGCAGGUGCUCGAGCUCGAUGUGCAGGCGCUCGGGCACAGUGCGUCUGACGGCGCGGGCUCGGGCGCGAGUGCGGGCGCCGCGGCGCCUGAGGGCGGCCUGCGCGUGCUGCGCGCGUGGCUGCUCGACGUGCCCGCGGCGUGCGAGGCGCUCGGCGCUGCGAUGGACACCGUGUCGACGCACGCGGUGCGCGCGCAGGAGGCGGCGCUGGCGGCGCUCCUUCCGCAUGUGCCGCUCGCGGCCCUGCGCCUGCCGCCGCGCCGCGACGACUACGACCAGUGCCGCACGUUUGGGCCGGCGUACAUGUAUGCGAUGCCUGCGCUCGCGGCGCGCGUGCCGCCGGGCGUCCCGGAGGCCGAGGCGUGCGCGGCGCGCGUGGGCCUCGCGUGGUCCGCGCUCGAUGCGCAGGCGCAGCGCGCGCAUGCGUGGGCGAAUGUGCUGCGCGCCGCGCUGCCCUACCUGCUCGCUGGCGCGGACGCUGCGCCGCUGCAGCGUGCGCUGAGCGCGCUGGCGCAGCGCCUCGCGCCGCUCGCGGCGGCGGACGAGCGAUGUCACGUGCUGCGCCUGUGGGCGGCGCUGCUCGGCGCGACACACGCGCGCCUCGAGGCGCCUGCGGCGCGUGCGAUGGCGGAGGCGCUCGCGCACACGCUGGAUGUGCCUGCGUAUGCGCUUCCUGCGGCGCUGUCCGAGUCCGCGAGCGCCGAGGCGCGCACGCCGCUGCUCGAGUGCAUGCUUGCGGUCAUCCUCGCGGUGCGCCGCCUCGGCGAGCCGGUGGCGGCGCUCUCGGCGGUGAUGGCGCAUGCGAUGCAUGUGCUCGCGCGCCUCGAUGCGCUUGCGCCCCUGCUGGAUGUGCCGUCGAGUGAGGCCGCGCGCCGCGCAGAGUACGAUCUGGAUGUGCUUGUGGCGGUCGUGCAGGCGGGCAUGGCGUGUGUGCCCCCGAGUGUGUGGCUCCAUCCGCUGCGCGAGACGUCCGUGCUGCGUGGUGUGCGCUACCUGCUCGCGCACGCGCCGCUCGCGGCGGCCGGCGAGUGGGCCGGCGCGCCGCGCACGCAUGUGCGCUUCUUUGCGCCGCUGGUGCGCCUGCUCGAGGCGCUGGCGGCGCAGCCUGCGGCAUGCGAGCUGCUCGCGCACGCAGGCAUCGUGCGUGCGCUCGGCACGCACGCCCUGAGUGCGGCGCUCGAGGACGGGUGCAUGGACGCGACGCUGCCGUCCGGCGAGCCGAGUCCGAUGCACGCGGCGUGGCUGCUCGUGCUGCGCACCGUCGUGCGCAUCGUGGAGAAUGUGGGCGCCGAGGCACGCGCGCACCUCGUGGACGCGGACGUCGAUGCGUUCGUGCACAUGUGUGGCGGCCAGCUGCGCCGCGCGCUCGCGUGGGCGCCGCUCACGCACGCCCGGCGCCUGGACGUGGCGGAGCUGCACGAGGUGCGCACGACACUCCGCCUCUUCCACGGCAUGUGGGCGGCCAAGGCGCCGCGCGCCUCGCAGGACACGCCGCGCGCGCACGCGCGCGCGCACGUCCCGCUCGGCGACGUGCUUGCGGAGCACGCGCCGCGUCUGCUGCCGUCGCUCGCGUACCUCGCGACGCAUGCGGCGGAGCUGCGCGCGUGGCUCGGCCUCGAGGCCGAGGGGGCCGACGCGCUUGCGCGCGCCGCGCAGGUGGCCGUCGACGAGGCGCUGGGCCUGCUGCUCGCGCUGCUGUGGGCGCUCAGCAGCGCGGACCUCGUGCUCACGCACGAGCCGGCCGCGUGGCCGCAGCUCCCCGCGCUCAUUGCGCCGACGCUGCAUGUGGCGCCCGGGGCGCCUGCGUCGCUCGGCACGCUCCUCGAGCUGGCGAGCACACUGACGGCGCGCAGCCGCCGCGGCGAGGGGCGCAUGCACGAGGCGCUCGAGCAGUGCAUCGGGCUGUGUGCGACGCAAGCGCUGAUCUGGGCCAAGGCGCCGGCGCCGCCCGGCGCUCAGGCCGCCUGGCAGGUGCAGGUGGACCAGGCGCAUGCCGAGGUCGCCGCGGGGCUCGGGCGCGACCUGGUGGCCGCGGUCCAGGCGGCGGACGAGGCGAAUCACAGCGCGUGGUGGGACGUGCUGCGGGCGCUCGAGCAGCGGUACAUGGCGCGCCGCUAUGCAUAG
This is a messenger RNA of Malassezia sympodialis ATCC 42132, 5451 nucleotides long. RefSeq lists its product as uncharacterized. Gene Ontology annotation, molecular function: structural constituent of nuclear pore. Gene Ontology annotation, biological process: RNA export from nucleus; protein import into nucleus. The transcript has 2 exons. Gene Ontology annotation, cellular component: nuclear pore; nuclear pore inner ring. NCBI's taxonomy places the organism in Eukaryota, Fungi, Basidiomycota, Malasseziomycetes, Malasseziales, Malasseziaceae. The record is from RefSeq and is a predicted model, not a curated record. The coding region runs from base 1 to 5451 and encodes 1816 amino acids.